Cladocopium goreaui is the source of this 1127-nucleotide messenger RNA. The record is from the annotation of a GenBank genome assembly. NCBI's taxonomy places the organism in Eukaryota, Dinophyceae, Suessiales, Symbiodiniaceae.
UCGGGCUUGACCCCUCUUCUGGCCAUGGGGCGAUUUUCGGCGGGCCGGUGGUGCUCCCUUUUGGCGUUCCAGCUGGCCGCCUGCAUCUUCCACGCCUCCCUUCGCUUCGCCCUGUACCCAGUCACCCGGCCUCACCGGGCGCUGGCGGCCCGUGGCGCCAGCCGAAGGUUUUCUCCGCCUCCAGCCGAAGGCAGUUGGAGGCGGAGGAUUUUCGAGAACUGCUGGAGAGACCUGAGGGCGCGCAAGAUCUGCAGGAUAUCUUGAAGGAGAUGCUGGCAGAUGAGGAUCAACUGAAAGAAUCCAACGAAACGUUCCAAGCCAUCACUGCUGCACAGCGUGGGAGGGAAGCGGCCGAUCCAUUGGCCAAGUUCCUCUCAGAUCCACAGCAAGUGUGGUCCUGGAUGCAAUCCAGCGACAAGACGCAACAGCUGAGCGACAUGAUGAAUCGUUCGCCGCUCUUCGAGAAGCUGCGGAACUUCGGCGCCAGCGUUUUGGAGCGGCGCCAAGUGGCGCAGCUGCCGCCGGGCGCAUUGGUGGAGAUCACUGCUCUGAAGGAGGCAUCACAUCUCAACAGCUUGGUCGGAGAAGUGGUGGAGCCAACUCCAGAGGAGACCCAGGAAUUUGCAGACAGGAAGAUCGUUCACCUGGAAGAUGGACAAGGACGCGUGGCCGUGCAUCCGCGGAAUUUGGUGUUUCCGCGCCACAAACCCGGAGAUGCAGUAAUCUUGGAUGCUGAGUUUGAGCCUGGUACUGAACACGAAGGCUUGGAAAAUCGCGCUGCUGUGGUGUCCAUGUUGACUCAAGAGGAGAAGGAGUUGGGCUUUGAUGAGAAAUCAGGACGUUUGGUGGUGGAUGUUUUGAGUUUGCUUCCAGGUGGGCCUGUGCUCCAGAGAAUUCUGAUGUGGCCAGAACAUUUGCAGAGGCGGCCGUUCCAGGUUGGCGACAGCGUGGAGCUACGUGACCUUCGGGCGGACGCGAAGCUGAACGGUGCUGCGGGGGUGGUCCAAGGACCAGGCACUGAAACAUGGAAAUACUUGGUGACUUUGGAUGACGGGCGUCGCUUGGAAAUUCGAUGGAAGAAUUUACUUCUCACGAAUGCCAUGCCGACAACGCCCUUUGAUUGAAAA